This is a messenger RNA of Physella acuta, 4184 nucleotides long. RefSeq names its product arylacetamide deacetylase-like. Gene Ontology annotation, molecular function: carboxylic ester hydrolase activity. Gene Ontology annotation, cellular component: membrane. The record is from RefSeq and is a predicted model, not a curated record. Lineage: Eukaryota; Metazoa; Mollusca; Gastropoda; Physidae.
CGUGGAGCAUUUUACUAAAUUUAAAUUUCAGUUAAAUGUUAAUGCUCAGUUAAUUCAAUAUUAAUUUAGACUAGAUGUCGAUCUAGAUUAGGUAAUCUAUCGUUUUGGGUACGUAAAAUCGCCCGCGAUUUGUAAUGUGAAAAACAGAAGGCCAGUCAAGGGAAAUAACUAGCAAUGCUGCUGAGACUUUUAUUAAUUGUGUUAACAGUUCUAGUGGUGGCCAUAGCCAUCAUAGGCUACACCCCAAUGCCUGAUGGACUUCAAGAUCCACACAAAACACAAAUACUCAUGGGGGUUAUGAAGAUUAUGUUCUUUGUAAUGAAUCUUAAACAAAUAUUUGGCUACGAGAGUUGGCACAACAACUUGAGGAACUUCCAGGGUGAGAUAACUCUAGAAGGGGAUCUACCAUCAGCCAAGUACGGGGAUGUAAAGGUGACUAGGGAUAGAGUAGCCAAUGUCCCUGUGAUUGUAUACAGACCCCACACUGCAGAGGAGCUGUCUCCUGCACUUAUAUUCUUCCAUGGUGGAGGCUGGGUCCUAGGCACUGCUGAUGAAUGGGACCUUAAUGCUUAUCAUUAUGCCAAGGAAGCAAAUAUUAUUGUCAUCAAUGUUGACUAUCGCCGUGCACCAGUGUAUCCGUUCCCUAUCCCAGCUCAGGAUUGCUUGGAGGUGACGCAAUACGUGCUGCGUCAUGGAAAAACUUUUGGGAUUGAUGUCAACAAAGUUGGGGUGGGUGGUGACAGUGCAGGUGGUAAUUUAGCUGCUGUAGUGGCCUUGACCCUGGCCAAAGAAGAAUCUGACCUUCCACCUCUCAAGUACCAAGUUCUGUCCUACCCAGCCCUGCAGGCUCUAGACUUCAGACUACCUGCCUAUGUGGACAACAGCAACACCAUGCCCAUACUGACAGCCAAGUCGAUGGCUGUGUUCUACGUUCUUUACCUCGGACUAGAUGAUAAAAAUGCAGAACAUUACGCUAAAAUACUGAUGGAAAACAGACAUAUUUCGCCGGAGUUUAAAAAGUCCAAAUAUUCUGAAUACGUCGAUGUCGAAUUCCUGCCCAAGAUGUUCAGAACCCCAAACAAGACAGCCCCUGUUGUCACAGAACCCUAUGACCCCCAAGUUGCAGCCAAAGUUGAACCAAUCAUUGUCAAUCCUCUCUUCUCUCCCCUGAUGGCGCCAGACCUGUCUGGGUUACCUCCCGCUUAUGUUCAUGCUUGUGAGUUUGAUGUACUACGUGAUGAUGCCUUGCUGUACGCCAGGAGGCUUCUAGACGCUGGGGUUAUGGUUAAAACACAUAUUGGGUAUGGCGGUUACCAUGCCGACACUGUGAAAAUGAUCCCUGAAAUUUUACAAUCACAAAGUGGGAAAACGGCUUUUACCUUGGCUUGUGAUUUCAUAAAAUCCAUGGUAAAAAACUAAACAAAAAACCAUGGUAAAACAAAAAAAAAAAGGUCAAAAAAGUUAAACAAAAGCCAUGGUCAGAAAAUGUACAAAAACCAUUCUAACAAACCCAACAAAAACCCCAGGGAAAAAACUUAAUAUUUAUUCUAUCAUUCGAACUAUUAUAAAAAAACAAAAGCUAUAUAAAUAUUAAUAACCCAGGUAAAGAAACAAGAAAUUGUUUGUCCAACUUGAAAAAAAAUCAAGGUAAAAAGCAAAAAAACAAUUAAAGUUCGAUAAAGUUCAAUCCAUCGUAAAAGACAACUCCCAUCAAAUGUGGUAAAAGUUGAUUUAAUAAAAGAUUUUAUGCUAGAGCUUGGUUGAUAGAAUGAAAUGCACUAAAGGUUUUCUUAACCAGUCAUUACCUAAAUAACAAUUCCGAGGUCUGUGUCACCUAGGCUAAGGGAGAGAAUAAAAAAAAUUAACUAAAAAAACUUUCAGACAUACACUUGUCAAACUUUUACAGUAGUACUAAUGUUUCUACUGCUAUAAUACAGCAUAUAAUUUGUUGGGUAUAUGUAUACCAAACAUUUCUUAUAAAACUUAGUUUACUUAUAUUUUUAUACAUUUCUAAAUUUAUUGUAAAUAAUUUUACGAAACCAUACAAACACCAUUUAAAAAUUGGUAUAAAGUUUCGAUAUGUUUAUAUCCGCUCAUUUAGUACAUGGUGUCUUUUUAGAAAAUUAUAUAAUUACCAUCAAAUUGGUCCAAUUUUAUAAUUAAUUAAUAUUGUCACAAUGAAAAUCUGGUAAUUCCAGCCAUAGGUUGACUUUCUCUUAUGUGCUGUUUUAUAGCUCCUUGAUUAAAACUACUAUUGUAAAAAAAAUGUAUGUGUGUUGUAUAAUAGUUGUUUUUUGGGUGAAUUUUUUCAGCAAUUCUCCAUUGUCUGGGUGGUACUGCCGCCUUAUUUAUCUACAAGGCAUAAGCUUAGUUUUUGAUAACAUAAACAUAACUGCUUUAAAAAAUGAAUUUUAAUCUUCAGCUGUCCAUUGUUUGCAAAAAAGGAAGUUUAUAUACCUACUUUUAUUACUAAUUAAUUAUAUGCCUAUUAUUAUUCAUAGAUUCACACUAAUUUGUAUCCAAUAAUAUUUCAAACAAAUUAGUAGAUUUUGAGACUCGUGAGCUUAAAUAUAGAAAUACGUGCCGCUAUUAGGUUGUUUUAUUUUCUACUUUUCAGUAAUUUAUAAUUUGUGAAUACUACAGUACCAAGGCUGCCACUGAAAAUAUUUGCUUUAAAACACUAUCAGAUGGUGUUAAGGACGAUACCCCCAUCUUUCCCCCUACCCCUACCCCACCCUCCACCCCCCUUUAAAGCAAACUACUCUUAGUUACCUCCCCUAAGUUUAAAAUAGUUUCAAACAAAAUUAUCUGCCCCUAAUAGCCAUCACUAAACCCGGCUCUACGAUUGUUAACAUUUAGCGUGAACCACAGUUCAUCAGACCAUGUAAGGGUGGGGGUGGUAAGGAGCGCACUUACAGCUUGGUGUUUUCCUAGUCUCCAAGAAGAGAAUCAUAUAUAUAGAUUUGAUUAUGCAUUUAUAUUUCAAGAGCUUGUAUUGUGCUUUUAAUACUCAUUUACAUUUUGAGCUCAGACAUAUAUAUAUAUAUAUAUCUAUAUAUAACUAUAUCUAUCUAUCUGUCUAUAUAUCUAUCUAUAUAUAUAUAGAGAGAGAGAUAUAGAUAUAGAGUUAUAAUAAGUGUGUAUAAAUGUAAGUUAUUUCUUUUUUGUUAAUUAUUAUGUUACUUUUAUGUUGAAUCCAGGUUUUUAUAAGGAAUAUUGUCACAAAUGUUUUGAUAUAUGGGAUUUUAAAAAAAAAGUGUUGUUUUCUGGAGCUAAUCCUAGAUCUUUCACUAAUUAUUGCAGAAGUACUGAGUUGAUAAAUUAUUCUUUUUUCAAAAAUUAAGGAAAAAAAUAAUCAUACAUAACUAUUUUAAAGGGAGAGAAUGAUGUAAGGGAAAUAAUGGUACAUUAAGAUUUGCUUGUUUCGUUAUUACUUUUGCACGAGAAAGUCACUAUAUUAAAAGCAACAAUUUAUUCCUAAACCUCUUUUUAUUCGAACAAUUAUUUAGAAACUUUCAUAUCUUUGUUUUUGUAAUAUUGGCUGAAAAUUUAGAAAAAAAACUUUUUUUUAUCUGUAACAGGUUCCAAAAUAUAUUUUUUUAAUUUUAUGUUAAAAAAAAAAAGUUAUCCACUAAAGAUUGGUUGUUUUCCCUGAAAAAAAUACUGAGACCCUUUAAGUAACUUUCUAAAUGGGAGUUAUUUCCCUUGUAGAUUAAAAUAAUUAAACCCUGUUGUAGGAUUGGUUUGUGGUUUGGUUUAUUUCAAUUUCUGCUGUAGAGAGCAGAAAGAGGCUUGUCAGAAACUAUCUACCAAGUUGAUGAAAGCUUCACAUUAGUGGUAUUAUUUAACAUGACACAUUUUGUCAAUGAAUAGUUAUUUCCCUUUAAAGGAACAUUUAAUUAUUAGAAAUAUUUUUGCCAAAUACCUUCAUGUUUCAAAUUUGAUUCCUUUUUUAAUGUUUUUAUUUCAGAUUGUAGCCUAGCAACUGCAGAUUUUUUGUGUUUAAUAUAUAAUUCAUCAUUUAAGAUUUUUUUUUAUUGUAACCCAUUGAAUCUUAUCCUUGUUAUAGUUUAUAGUUUUUUAAUAUAUAUGUAACACAAUUUUUUAUACAUUUUAAAAGCAAGACAUUGUAAGCAAUUCCAUUCCAAGUUAUUAUUUAAUUUGCAUAAAACUGCCUUUUGUCC